This is a messenger RNA of Otolemur garnettii (small-eared galago), 2392 nucleotides long. RefSeq names its product tyrosine aminotransferase (gene TAT). The transcript has 12 exons. Gene Ontology annotation, biological process: biosynthetic process; aromatic amino acid catabolic process. NCBI's taxonomy places the organism in Eukaryota, Metazoa, Chordata, Mammalia, Primates, Galagidae. Gene Ontology annotation, molecular function: pyridoxal phosphate binding; L-tyrosine:2-oxoglutarate transaminase activity. The record is from RefSeq and is a predicted model, not a curated record. The coding region runs from base 129 to 1493 and encodes 454 amino acids.
CUAUUUCAGGAGUCAGCCUCUGUCUCUGAGUUCAUUGUCACCGUAACUUGUCAAAGGAGAACCCAGUGAGCUUCUAGGUUUGGCUACUUGAAGGCAGCUUCUCCUUUACUUGGAAGGCUUCCCGAGUGAUGGACCCAUACGUGAUUCAGAUGAAUGCCAAUGGUGACCUCCCCUCUGUUCUGGACAUGCAUGUUAGCUUAGGUGGCAGAAGCUCUGUGCCGGGAAAAAUGAAAGGCAGGAAGGCCAGGUGGUCUGUGAGGCCAUCAGACAUGUCCAACAAAACUUUUAACCCCAUCCGGGCCAUCGUGGACGGCAUGAAGGUGAAGCCAAAUCCAAACAAAACUAUGAUUUCCCUGUCAAUUGGGGACCCAACUGUGUUUGGAAACCUGCCUACAGACCCCGAAGUUACUCAAGCAAUGAAAGAUGCCCUGGACUCAGGGAAAUAUAAUGGCUACGCCCCAUCCAUUGGCUACCUCACCAGUCGUGAGGAGAUUGCUUCUUAUUACCACUGUCCUGAGGCACCUCUGGAAGCGAAGGAUGUAAUUCUGACAAGUGGCUGCAGUCAGGCUAUUGAACUUUGUUUAGCUGUGUUGGCCAACCCAGGGCAAAACAUCCUGGUUCCGAGACCCGGUUUCUCUCUCUACAGGACUUUAGCUGAAUCUAUGGGAAUUGAGGUCAAACUCUACAACUUAUUGCCAGAGAAGUCUUGGGAAAUUGACCUGAAACAACUGGAAUCUCUGAUUGAUGAAAAGACAGCUUGUCUCAUUGUCAAUAAUCCGUCAAACCCCUGUGGGUCAGUGUUCAGUAAAAGUCAUCUUCGGAAGAUUCUAGCAGUGGCUGCAAGGCAGUGCGUCCCCAUCUUAGCUGAUGAGAUCUAUGGAGACAUGGUGUUUUCAGAUUGCAAAUAUGAACCACUAGCCACCCUCAGCAAUGACGUCCCCAUCCUGUCCUGUGGAGGGCUGGCCAAGCGUUGGCUGGUUCCAGGCUGGAGAUUGGGCUGGAUUCUCAUCCAUGACCGAAGAGAUAUUUUUGGCAAUGAGAUCCGAGACGGGCUGGUGAAGCUGAGUCAGCGGAUACUGGGACCCUGUACCAUUGUCCAGGGAGCUCUGAAAAGCAUCCUGCGUCGUACCCCACAAGAGUUCUACCACAACACCCUAAGCUUCCUCAAGUCCAAUGCUGAUCUCUGUUAUGGGGCACUGGCUGCCAUCCCUGGACUCCAGCCAGUCCAUCCUUCUGGGGCCAUGUACCUCAUGGUUGGAAUUGAGAUGGAACAUUUCCCAGAAUUUGAGAAUGAUGUGGAGUUCACGGAGCGGUUAGUUGCUGAGCAAUCUGUCCAGUGCCUCCCAGCAAUGUGCUUCGAGUAUCCGAAUUUUUUCCGAGUGGUAAUCACGGUCCCCGAGGUGAUGAUGUUGGAGGCUUGUAACCGGAUCCAGGAGUUCUGUGAGCAGCACUACCAUUGUGCUGAAGGGAGCCAGGAGGAGUGUGAUAAAUAGACCCUCAUUCGUUCUCCCGAGGAUGUGUCCUAUCUGGGAAUGGCUGGACCGGCCUUACCUCUCCUCAGGGAGUCAGAUGGCCCUACUGGGAGAAGGGCCUCCAAAGCACCAUGUUACAUGUUCAGGAUUGCUCUGCUUUUCCUCUUAAACCCACAUACACAUUCAGUCCCUCUGCUCUACUGGAGUGACUUGCUAAUUCAUUAACCUGCCCUCCCCUGUGAUUGCCUCCUUUUUUCUUGAGAGUACCAGGUGAACAAAAGUUCCAGAAAGCAGCUGAGCUAAGAAAAUAAGGGCUCAGAAUGAGAGAAGCAAAAGAUGGAGAGAACUUGUACCCUCACCAUUUCCACACACUCUAAGUAAGAACAUACUCUCUCCUGUCAGGUCUGAAGCCCAACUCAGUUAGUGCCUCACUUCAGGUAUAACUCACUUUAUGCAAUAGAAUUAUAAUUGGAAAGAAGUUGGGGACACACAUAUUUGGUUAAUUAUAUUUGAAGAUGUUAGGCAAAGUUUCUAUUUGAAGGAUUCCUGAAAGAAGCCUUUUUGUUGAUUUUUUUUUUUUUUGGUAAAGAAAUGUUUUGUGUUGCAAAUAAAUAUCCUUUGAUUGAUUGACUUCCUAAAUUUAGAUUUGUGCGCAUCAGGCUUUCUUAAAGUGAGAGCACAUGUGUGUUACAGAAAGGAGGAAUCAGACAACCUUCCAGAAAGACUGCUGUUAAGGGCCAGAAAUAUCCUUAUUGUUAUGGAAUCAUUACUUUUGCUGUAAUGUUAAUAUUGAUUUAUUAUGUUAUAUUAUCUUUUCAUACGUUUUCUAAGAAACAUUUAUAUAGACAAGGUCCUUUAUUUUGCCAAGAGCAUAAAUUAUUGUUUUUCUUCUUUUUUUAAAAAAUAAAUUUUACCAAGUA